UGAGACGCCGGCCCCAUGGCGCCCCGGCCCCGCAGGCCCCGGCGGGAGGCGGCCGCGCUGCCCGGCCUGGCCUCCUCGCUGUGGGCGCUGGUGCUGCUGGCCGGGCUGCUGGUGGCCUUCUGCAGUCAGCUGGCCGCCGGCACCUGUGAGAUCGUGACCCUGGACCGGGACAGCAGCCAGCCCCGGAGGACCAUCGCCCGGCAGACGGCGCGCUGCGCCUGCAGGAAGGGGCAGAUCGCGGGCACCACGAGGGCGCGGCCCGCCUGCGUGGACGCUCGCAUCAUCCGGACGAAGCAGUGGUGUGACAUGCGGCCGUGCCUGGAGGGCGAAGGCUGCGACCUGCUCAUCAACCGCUCCGGCUGGACCUGCACGCAGCCCGGCGGGCGCAUCAAGACCACCACGGUCUCCUGACAGACGCCGGCCCACAGGGCGGAGGGCCUGGGCACCCGACAGGCCGCCAACACCCCUCUGCCAUCGGCGCCUCCGUUUCUCACAGCCCGACCCGGACGGACGGACGGACGGACAGCCGCGUCCCGGGCCUUGUGAGCGCAGUCUCUGGCUGCGCGAGGAGUCCCGCCCCGGACGCAGUGGGGGUGCCCCAGGCCCCCCACCACCGGCCUCGCCUGCCUUCCCGGCCAGACCUGGCUGCUCCCCCCGCCGAGGAGCCGGAGGAGGAGGAGGAGGAGGAGGAGGAGGAGGAGGAGCCGGAGGAGGAGGAGGAGGAGGAGGAGGAGCCGGAGGAAGAGGAGGAGGAGGAGGAGGAGCCGGAGGAGGAGGAGCCGGAGGAGGAGAAGGAGGAGCCGGAGGAGGAGAAGGAGGAGCCGGAGGAGGAGGAGCCCUGGGGCUGUAGCCGGAGGCGGACAGCCAGCCUGGAGGACGGACUGGGCGCCCGGACUGCCCGAGUCGCUUCUAUUUUCUUACCUGCAGUUCACUCGAUAGACCAAAGAGCAAAUCUGUUUUAACGCGGACUCGCCCCACGCCCAGCCCGGGCCACGGGGGCGGGCACGGACAUGCCGGCGGCCGCCCUCGAACACUGCGGGCGCCCGGAGCCGGGCGGC
Messenger RNA from Pipistrellus kuhlii (Kuhl's pipistrelle), 1058 nucleotides. RefSeq names its product TAFA chemokine like family member 5 (gene TAFA5). The transcript has 4 exons. Lineage: Eukaryota; Metazoa; Chordata; Mammalia; Chiroptera; Vespertilionidae. Gene Ontology annotation, biological process: G protein-coupled receptor signaling pathway. The coding region runs from base 16 to 411 and encodes 131 amino acids. The record is from RefSeq and is a predicted model, not a curated record. Gene Ontology annotation, molecular function: receptor ligand activity; G protein-coupled receptor binding.